Photinus pyralis (common eastern firefly) is the source of this 975-nucleotide messenger RNA. RefSeq lists its product as uncharacterized. Bases 97 to 975 code for a protein of 292 amino acids. Lineage: Eukaryota; Metazoa; Arthropoda; Insecta; Coleoptera; Lampyridae. The record is from RefSeq and is a predicted model, not a curated record. The transcript is spliced from 5 exons.
CUGAGCUUCGAAGGUAUUAUUAACAGGUAAGGCAAAUUUUGAACUUACUCAACUUUGAGGUUAUUAUUGUGCAUGUGCAUGUUUCUGUUAGAAUAAAUGGCGUACGUUGGUAUCGAAUUUGAAAGCGAUGGCGAAAAUGAUGCGGGGGAGAUCGCGAUUGUAAAUAAAGUUUGGCUCACGCCAAUGAAACGGAGAGUUCAUUGGCCGUCCUAUAGUCAACCCACAAAAUUUGAAAGUGCACUACGCAGUGGAGAGGAACCUGGCGAUACCUGGAUGUUAUACCCGGUUAAGAGGAUCUUUUUUGAAACAGACAAUCUUCUUAAAGCACGACAGAAAUUGAAAACUGCCGAAGUUACCUCCGAUGUGCAGUCGGACACUGAAUUCAGUGAAAAACGUAAAAGAGUUCCGCCUCCACGACUGUCUUACGAUAGCGAAGAGGAGAGCGUUGCAACAUUACCUCGGCCUCCAAGAUUUUCGCUGGAUAAAGUUAAUCAACAAAGUUCAAGACAAAGUUACUCACAACCAGAACCUCGGAGUAGUCCAUCCACCCAUGUCAAUAAGAAAAAUUGUUUCCGAACAAUACCCUCUAGUCCAUCAUCAUGUGCUGAUGCCAUCCCCUCUAGUCCAUCAUCAUGUGCUGAUGCCAUCAACAGACAAAGACUUCCAACAAGAUCCCCACUUGCGGUACGUGGCGAAGAACGUGAAAAUUUAGAUUCUAAGGUAGUCGUACCCUUACUAUUACAUAUCAAGGAACAGAAUAACCAAAUUCUGUCAUGGAUAAAAAAACAAAGUAAUACAACCGUUGUUCAUGGCACUUUACCCGAUGAUAUUCCUGUAAAAUUUCCUUUAUGCUCAAUUGAUUCAUUAACCGUAUUAGAAUCAUAUUUGAUGGAUGAUGGACAUUUAGCAGAAUUGGCAGCAUAUUUCUCGUCAUUAGGCGGACGUGACAUUGGAUCUAAAACGAACAUUAUUUAA